Messenger RNA from Lasiosphaeria miniovina, 1413 nucleotides. RefSeq names its product ankyrin repeat-containing domain protein. NCBI's taxonomy places the organism in Eukaryota, Fungi, Ascomycota, Sordariomycetes, Sordariales, Lasiosphaeriaceae. Bases 1 to 1413 code for a protein of 470 amino acids. The transcript has a single exon. Gene Ontology annotation, molecular function: protein binding. The record is from RefSeq and is a predicted model, not a curated record.
AUGGGAUGGAAACCUCUGGCCGGCCAGAGCAAGCCCAAGCAGAGCGACUGCCGUGAGGUGCUCAAGGCCAACCGCUCCCUCCCACGACCGACGCCCUCGAUCCGAAUCCACAGCAGCAAUUGCAGGUGCAACGAGUUGGAGGAAGAGCAGCGAGUAGCCGACGAGUUGCUGGCGAAGAAAAUCCGAGCUGCAUCCGAGGUCCGCCGCAGCAGGAGGAAGACGACCAUUUCCAUCUUACUACCAGGCCAGAAACUGGAGCGGCGGCAGACGCAGAAGCAGUCAACAAUAACGCUGUCCAUGCAGAAACGAAUGUCUCGCAUAUUCGCCUCAAUACCGACCCCGAGCGUCGCCGCCGUCGCCGACCUCUGCGCGGCGUGUUCCGAGCUCGACAUCACCAGGAUCUUGCGGUACCUGUCCGAGGAGGAGAUCCCAGUCAACAUCCACAACUCUGUGGGCACGACACCACUAAUGGCCGCCGUGCGCGCGGCAGAUCCCCACCUCCGACCGACGGCACACCUCGCCCUGAUGACGCUGCUCCUCGACCUCGGGGCGAAUCCGAACGCCACAACCGGUGAGCACACCCCCUCGGGCUCGACCCCGACGAGUGUCCUCACGGCCGCCUCGGCGUUGGACCUGCCAGAGGUCGUCAAGCUCCUCCUCGACCGGGGAGCCGCCGUCGACGCCCCGCUGCCCGCCGUGCUCCGCUCGCGGCUCGGCAGCCGCGGAUUGCGCGCUCUGCACGUCGCCACGCUCGCCGACAAGCCCGAGAGCGUCGAGAUCUUGCUCAGCUACGGCGACGCCAACGUCGGCAGCACCGUCGACGCGCGGCGGUCCGUCCACCGCGGCCCAGACACGUCGUCGCACGACACAUUAUCCCGAAAGCAACCUCACCGCCGGCGGCGCGACCCCGGCGACGACGGCGACCACUGGACGACGGGGAUCACGGCGCUGCACCUGGCGCACGACAGCGCGGCGUGCACGGCGACGCUGCUGCGGCACGGCGCGAACCCGCUGGCGCGCGACGGCUACGGUCGCACGCCGCUGCACUGGGCCGUCGAGGCCGGCAACGCCGACGUGGUCGAGCUGCUGCUCGACGCGGGCACGAGCGCCGACGCGCGCGACGAGGCCAGCGCCACGCCGCUAGCCAUGCUCGUGGCGCGGCUCGAGAGCGGCAACGGCGCCGCUGCUGCCUUCGCGACAAACAACAACAUCUCGCCGACCUCGUCGCCCCGCCGCCGCGACGCGGAGAUCGCCCGCUCGCUGCUCGCCAGCGGCGCCGACCCCGACCUCAAGCAUCCGGCCACGCGCCGCUCCACCCUCAGGGACAGGGUGCUCCGCCUCGAGAAGAAGUCGCGCCGAGUGUACGAGCCCAUCUUCGAGGAAUACGAGACAGAGCUGAAGGUCCUCUAUUGA